GCCCCCUCGAAACCAUACAACUUUUGUCUGAAACUUUUUUUGAUUUGAUGUGCAGUUCUCGAGAUUUCUCGUUGCCUCAAGAUAAAAAACUCACCCUGUAUAUUGCAUACAUUUUUCCACAUUUAAUUGUAUUUUUCAAACAGUUUUAGCAAUCGGCGUUACAUUCCGUAUGUUCCUCGAAGCAGUUAUACGCCAUCCGUUUCUCGACAUGAAACUGUUUCGUGCAAGAAACAGCAUGAUGCUUCUGAUAAACCUCGUUACACGCCUCGUAUCAUGAGCAGGAGAUUCGCCCUGACAUCUACUGCGUACAAAUACUUGGAUGUUGGAAUCUGCGUGGUACCUGAUGCAUCCUAUGUGGAAUUCAUUCUCGGCGACAAUCGUGGAAAUAAGAUGGCGUUAAAUCAUUCAACGUGGAUGGAAUUUAACAAGAAACGUGCCGAAAUAGAGCAGCUCUUUAAGUCAUCAGACGCAUCAUCAUCGGUACAGAUUGACAAUUUAGUUUUAGAACUUGUUAGAAUGUACAAUAAAAAAGUUGUAAAAUUCACGUUAGAUGACACUUGCAUGUACAUGAACAUGUCAACUGUAUUAUUUUUACUCAAUCUCGAACAUUGUGUGGAGCAUGUAUAUCGCAAACUGUCGGAGGAUAUAGAAGCUGUAAAUGAAAGCUUCGAUCAAUUUGUUUGCAAAGUAAUAUGA
Messenger RNA from Vollenhovia emeryi, 696 nucleotides. RefSeq lists its product as uncharacterized. Lineage: Eukaryota; Metazoa; Arthropoda; Insecta; Hymenoptera; Formicidae. The coding region runs from base 274 to 696 and encodes 140 amino acids. The record is from RefSeq and is a predicted model, not a curated record. The transcript has 2 exons.